Serinus canaria (Common canary) is the source of this 18286-nucleotide messenger RNA. RefSeq names its product plectin (gene PLEC). Gene Ontology annotation, molecular function: microtubule binding; keratin filament binding; calcium ion binding. Gene Ontology annotation, biological process: wound healing; intermediate filament bundle assembly. The record is from RefSeq and is a predicted model, not a curated record. Gene Ontology annotation, cellular component: cytoskeleton; cell junction; keratin filament. Lineage: Eukaryota; Metazoa; Chordata; Aves; Passeriformes; Fringillidae.
CCGUGUCGGAUCGCGCCGGGACGUGCCGGGCCAUACGGGGCUGUACCGGACCGCGCUGGGCUGUGCCAGGCCAUACCGGGCCGAACUGGACCGUACUGGGCUGGGCUGCAGCACCCGAGCCGUGUGGGACCGUACUGGGCUGUAGUGGACCAUAGUGAGCUGGGCCGUGCCGGGCCAUACUGGGCUGUGCUGGGCCAUACUGGACGGUGCUGGAGCAGCCUGUGCUGUGCCAUACGGAGCGGUGCUGGACUCUGCUGAGCUGUGACCGAGCCCUGAGGGCCGUGCCCUGCGUCGUGCUGCCCAGCCAUGGUGGCGGGGAUGCUGAUGCCGCUGGAGCGGCUCCGCUCCAUCCUGGAGCUGCUGUUUCGCGAGGGUGUCCUGGUCGGGGAGAGGGACGGCUGCCCCCGGCGCACCCACCCGCAGCUGCCCGGCGUGGCCAACGUGGAGGUGCGGCGCGCCAUGGCCUCGCUGCGCUCCCGCGGCCUCGUGCGCCAAACGGCGGCCUGGCGACACCUCUACUGGUACCUGACGGACGCCGGGGUCGCCCACCUGCGCCAGUACCUGCGGCUGCCGCCGGACGUGGUGCCGCGCUCCCUGCAGCGCGUCCCGCGCCCCGCCGUGCCCCGGCCCGAGGCCCGGCGCGCCGCUGCCCCGGCCGGAGCUGGCACCCAGCGGGCGCGUCCUGCCGGCGGUGACCGCCUCUACCGCAGGAAGGACGAGGCCGAGGGGCACGUGGAAGCCGUCGCCGUCACCGCAGGGCAGGGGGUGUGCCAGCCGCCCCCUCAGCCCAGCCCGGCCGCAGAUGAGCGAGAUCGUGUCCAGAAGAAAACCUUCACCAAAUGGGUCAACAAGCACCUUAUCAAGGCGCAGCGCCAUGUCAACGACCUGUACGAGGACCUGCGGGACGGGCACAACCUCAUCUCGCUGCUGGAGGUGCUGUCGGGUGACACGCUGCCCCGGGAGAAGGGCCGGAUGCGCUUCCACAAGCUGCAGAAUGUCCAGAUUGCCCUCAACUACCUGAAGCAUCGGCAGGUGAAGCUGGUGAACAUCCGGAACGAUGACAUCGCCGACGGCAACCCCAAACUGACUCUGGGGCUCAUCUGGACCAUCAUCCUCCACUUCCAGAUCUCAGACAUCCAGGUGACGGGGCAGUCGGAGGACAUGACAGCCAAGGAGAAGCUGCUGCUGUGGUCGCAGCGGAUGGUGGAGGAUUACCAGGGCCUCCGCUGCGACAACUUCACCACCAGCUGGCGGGACGGGCGCCUCUUCAACGCCAUCAUCCACCGGCACAGGCCAAUGCUGAUCGACAUGAGCCGGGUGUACCGCCAGAGCAACCUGGAGAACCUGGACCAGGCCUUCACCGUGGCCGAGCGGGAUCUGGGCGUGACGCGGCUGCUGGACCCCGAAGACGUGGACGUGGCACAGCCGGAUGAGAAGUCCAUCAUCACCUACGUGUCCUCGCUGUACGACGCCAUGCCGCGCGUGCCCGAGGUGCAGGACGGCGUCAAGGCCAACGAGCUGCAGCUGCGCUGGCAGGAGUACUACGAGGUGGUGACGGGGCUGCUGCAGUGGAGCCGGCAGCACUCGGCGCUCUUCGAGGAGCGGCGCCUCCCUGCCAGCUACGAGGAGAUCGAGAUCCUCUGGCGCCAGUUCCUCAAGUUCAAGGAGACGGAGCUGCCGGCUCGGGAGGCCGACAAGAACCGCUCCAAAGCCAUCUUCCAGGCGCUGGAGGGCGCGGUGCAGUCGGGACAGCUGAAGGUGCCCCCCGGGUACCACCCGCUGGACGUGGAGAAGGAGUGGGGGCGGCUGCACGUGGCUGUGCUGGAGCGGGAGAAGCUGCUGCGGGCUGAGUUCGAGAGGCUGGAGCGGCUGCAGCGUGUGGUCACCAAGCUGCAGAUGGAGUCAGGGCUCUGCGAGGAGCAGCUGAACCAGGCGGAUGCUCUGCUGCAGGCAGACGUGCGGCUGCUGGCGGCCGGGAAGCCACCCCAGAAGGCGGCAGAGGUGGAGAGGGACCUGGACAAGGCGGAUGCCAUGAUCCGGCUGCUCUUCAACGACGUCCAGACCCUCAAGGACGGGCGGCACCCCCAGGGCGAGCAGAUGUACCGUCGGUACGGGCACCGUGGGCAUCCCCACGGCCCUGUGCCCCCCAAAGCCCUCCACAUCCUCCUCGUCCUCCCUCCCCACCAAAGCCCUUCGUGUCCCCCAUGUCCCCUGUGUCCUCCAUGCUGCCCAUGCUCCCUGCACCCCCAGCCACUCCUAUGCCCCCAAAACCCUGCAAAAUUUCCUGUGACCCCAAUGCCAUCCAUGUCCCCACACCCCCGCCACCACCAUGUCCCCUAUGCCCCCCCAAAACCCUGCAAACCCUCCUGUGACCCCCAUGCCAUCCAUGUCCCCGCACCCCCAGCCACCCCCAUGUCCCCUAUGCCCCCCCAAAACCCUGCAAACCCUCCUGUGGACCCCAUGCCCCCCAUGUCCCCUUUUCCGGCCAUGGCAGGGCAAAGGGCACUCUUGGCCAUCCCUGGCCGUGGUGGGGUGAGGUGUGCUCUUGGGGGGCCCUGGGGUGCCUGGGCUCACCCCCACAUGUCUCCCCAGAAACUGCUGGAGGAGUGUGAGCAGCACAAGGAGAAGGUGGAGGAGUGCCAGCGCUAUGCCAAGCAGUACAUCGACGCCAUCAAGGACUACGAGCUGCAGCUGGUGAGCUUCAAGGCACAGGUGGAGCCGGUGGCAUCACCAGCCAAGAAGCCCAAAGUGCAGUCAGCAUCUGACAGCAUCAUCCAGGAGUACGUGGACCUGCGGACGCAGUACAGUGAGCUGACCACGCUCACCACCCAGUACAUCAAGUUCAUCACUGAGACGCUGCGGCGGCUGGAGGACGAGGAGAAAGCCGCCGAGAAGCUGAAAGAGGAGGAGAGGAAGCGGCUGGCGGAGGUGGAGGCACAGCUGGAGAAGCAGCGGCAGCUGGCCGAGGCCCACGCCAAAGCCAAGGCACAGGCGGAGGCGGAGGCGCGGGAGCUGCAGCUCCGCAUGCAGGAGGAGGUCACCCGGCGGGAGGUGGUGGCCGUGGAUGCCGAGCAGCAGAAGCAGAACAUCCAGCAGGAGCUGAUGCAGCUGCGGCAGAACUCGGACCACCAGAUCAAGUCCAAGGUGAAGCUGAUCGAGGAGGCUGAGUACAACCGCAAGAAAGUGGAGGAGGAGAUCCGCCUCAUCCGCCUGCAGCUGGAGAGCACCGAGAAGCAGCGGGAGAGCGCAGAGACAGAGCUGCAGGAGCUGCGGGCGCGUGCCGAAGAUGCCGAGCGGCAGAAGCGGCAGGCGCAGGAGGAGGCCGAGCGCCUGCGCCGGCAGGUGAAGGAGGAGAGCCAGAAGAAGCGGGAGGCGGAGGAGGAGCUGAAGCGCAAGGUGCAGGCCGAGCGCGAAGCGGCACGGGAGAAGCAGAAGGCAGUGGCCGACCUGGAGCAGCUGCGGCUGCAGGCGGAGGAGGCUGAGCGACGCAUGCGGCAGGCAGAGGCUGAGAAGGACCGGCAGAUCCAGGUGGCCCAGGAGGUGGCCCAGCGCAGCGCUGAGGCCGAGCUGCAGAGCAAGAGGCUCUCUUUUGCCGAGAAGACGGCGCAGCUGGAGCUGUCACUGCAGCAGGAGCACGAUGUGGUGGCCCAGCUGCAGGAGGAGGCCGAGCGGCUGAAGAAGCAGCAGCUGGAGGCCGAGCGCUCGCGGGAGGAGGCUGAGAAGGAGCUGGAGCGCUGGCGGCAGAAGGCCAACGAGGCGCUGCGCCUGCGGUUGCAGGCCGAAGAGGUGGCCCACAAGAAGUCACUGGCACAGGAGGAGGCCGAGAAGCAGAAGGAGGAUGCAGAGCGCGAGGCCCGCAAGCGCGCCAAGGCAGAGGAGGUGGCCGUGCGGCAGAAGGAGCUGGCUGAGGAAGAGCUGGAAAAGCAGCGGGAGCUGGCAGAGGGCACAGCCCAGCAGAAGCUGGCGGCGGAGCAGGAGCUGAUCCGGCUGAAGGCGGAGAUGGAGAACGGGGAGCAGCAGCGCCUGCUCCUGGAAGAAGAGCUCUCGCGGUUGAAGGGCGAGGUAAACGAGGCCAUCCAGAGGAGGAAAGAGCUGGAGGAGGAGCUGGCCAAGCUGCGGGCAGAGAUGGAGGUCCUGCUGGAGAGCAAGGCCAAGACAGAGGAGGAGUCGCGCUCCAGCAGCGAGAAGUCCAAGCAGCGGCUGGAGGCGGAGGCCAACAAGCUGCGGGAGCUGGCCGAGGAGGCCGCCCGCCUGCGCGCCCUCUCUGAGGAGGCCAAGCGGCAGCGGCAACUGGCAGAGGACGAGGCCACCCGGCAACGGGCCGAGGCCGAGCGCAUCCUGAAGGAGAAGCUGGCGGCCAUCAACGAGGCCUCACGGCUGAAGGCAGAGGCGGAGAUCGCGCUGAAGGAGAAGGAGGCUGAGAACGAGCGGCUGCGGCGGCUGGCAGAGGAUGAGGCCUACCAGCGCAAGCUGCUGGAGGAGCAGGCGGCCCAACACAAGCAGGACAUCGAGGAGAAGAUUGCCCUGCUGAAGCGCUCCUCAGAGAGCGAGCUGGAGAGGCAGAAGGGUCUUGUGGAGGAUACGCUGCGGCAGCGGCGACAGGUGGAGGAGGAGAUCCGUGCCCUCAAGGCCAGCUUCGAGAGGGCCUCAGCUGGCAAGAGCGAGCUGGAGCGGGAGCUGAACCGCAUCCGUGGGGAGGCAGAGGAGGUGCAGCGCAGCCGGGAGCAGGCGGAGCGGGAGGCUGAGCGGCAGCGGGCGCUGGCGCUGGAGGAGGAGGGCCGCCGGCGUGAGGCCGAAGAGAAGGUGCAGGCCAUCCUGGCGGCCGAGGAGGAGGCCGGGCGGCAGCGGCGGCUGGCCCUGGAGGAGGUGGAGCGGCUGCGGGCCAUGGUGGAGGAGGCACGGCGGCAGAAGGAACUGGCGGAGAAGGAGUCGGAGCGGCAGAUCCAGCUGGCGCGGGAGGCAGCGCAGAAGCGGAUUGCAGCAGAGGAGAAGGCACACCUGGCUGCCGUGCAGCAGAAGGAGCAGGAGCUGCUGCAGACGCGGCAGCAGGAGCAGAGCCUCCUGGACCGGCUGCGCGAGGAGGCUGAGCGGGCCCGGCGGGCGGCUGAGGAGGCUGAGUUUGCCCGUGGCAAGGCCGAGCAGGACGCCAGCUUGUCCCGGCAGCGCGUGGAGGAGGCUGAGCGGCUGAAGCAGCGGGCAGAGGAGGAGGCGCAGGCCAAGGCACAGGCACAGGCAGACGCAGAGAAGCUGCGGAAGGAGGCCGAGCUGGAGGCAGCAAAACGGGCGCAGGCAGAGCAGGCGGCCCUGCGGCAGAAGCAGUUGGCCGACGCCGAGAUGGAGAAGCACAAGAAGUUUGCCGAGCAGACCCUGCGGCAGAAGGCGCAGGUGGAGCAGGAGCUGACCAAGGUGAAGUUGCAGCUGGAUGAGACAGACCACCAGAAGGGCAUCCUGGAUGAGGAGCUGCAGCGGCUGAAGGAGGAGGUGACCGACGCCGUCCGGCAGAAGGCCCAGGUGGAGGAGGAACUCUUCAAGGUGCGGGUGCAAAUGGAGGAGCUGGCCAAGCUGAAGAGCCGCAUCGAGGAGGAGAACAAGGCGCUGAUCCUCAAGGACAAGGACAACACGCAGAAGUUCCUGGCGGAGGAGGCAGAGAAGAUGAAGCAGGUGGCAGAGGAGGUGGCCCGGCUGAGCGUGGAGGCGCAGGAGGCCGCUCGCAUGCGGCAGCUGGCUGAGGAUGACCUGGCGCAGCAGCGGGCGCUGGCAGAGAAGAUGCUGAAGGAGAAGAUGCAGGCGGUGCAGGAGGCCACGCGGCUGCGGGCCGAGGCUGAAAUGCUGCAGAAGCAGAAGGAUCUGGCACAGGAACAUGCCAAGAAGCUGCAGGAGGACAAGGAGCAGAUGCAGCAGCGCCUGGCUGAGGAGACUGAAGGCUUCCAGAAGACGCUGGAGGCCGAGCGCCGGCGGCAGCUGGACAUCACAGCUGAGGCUGAGCGCCUCAAGCUGCAAGUGGCAGAGAUGAGCAUGGCCCAGGCCAAGGCUGAGGAGGAAGCCAAGCGGUUCAAAAAGCAGGCAGAGGAGAUCAGUGAGAGGCUGCAUGAGACUGAGCUGGCCACACAGGAGAAGAUGACGAUGGUGCACACCCUGGAGAUCCAGCGGCACCAGAGCGAUGAGGAUGCCGAAAAGCUGCGGAAGGCCAUCGCUGACCUGGAGAAGGAGAAGGAGAAGCUGAAACAGGAGGCAGCGCUGCUGCAGCAGAAGGCAGAGGAGAUGCAGGUGGCCCAGCAGGCUCAGCUCCGUCAGGAGACCCAGCUCCUGCAGCAGAGCUUCCUGACGGAGAAAGAUGCCCUGCUGCAGAAGGAGAAGUUCAUUGAAGAGGAGAAAUCGAAGCUGGAGAAACUCUUUAAGGAUGAGGUGAACAAAGCCCAGAACCUGAAGGCAGAGCAGGAGCGGCAGCAGCGGGAGAUGGAGCAGGAGAAGCAGCAGUUGAAAGCUAUGUUGGACGAAGCCAAGAAGCAUCAGAAGGAAGCUGAGGAGAACGUCCGGCACAAGCAGGAGGAGCUACAGCAGCUGGAGAGGCAGCGACAGCAGCAGGAGAAACUUCUGGAAGAAGAGAACCAGAAGCUGAGGGAGAGGCUCGAGCAGAUGCAGGAGGAGUACAAGGCUGCCCUGGCCCAGAGACGGGAGAUCAUGAUCCAGACAGAUGACCUGCCUGGGGAGGCAGUUACGACAACGCAGCUGCUGGACGUCAAGGCUGUGCCCAACGGCCGGGAUGCAAUGGACGGCUUAGCCCAGAAUGGGGAGCCGGAGUUCGCCUUCGACGGCAUCCGGCAGAAGGUGUCAGCAGAGAAGCUGGCUGAUGCUGGCAUUCUGAGCAGGGAGAACUUGGACAAGUUGGCGAAGGGCGUUGUGAGUGUGGGCGAGCUCUCUCAGAGGGAGGAUGUCAAGAAGUACCUGCAGGGCACGAGCAGCAUUGCCGGUUUGCUGAUCAAACCCUCCAACCAGAAGAUGAGCAUCUACGAAGCCAUGAAGAAGAAGCUGCUCAGCCCAGGCACAGCGCUGGUGCUCCUGGAGGCACAGGCUGCUUCUGGCUUCAUCAUUGACCCUGUGAGGAAUGCAAGGCUCUCGGUGAACGAGGCGGUGCGAGAGGGAGUGAUCGGGCCAGAGCUGCACAACAAGAUGCUGUCGGCUGAGCGGGCUGUCACUGGCUACAAGGAUCCGUACACAGGUGACAAGAUCUCCCUGUUCCAGGCCAUGCAGAAGGAUCUCAUUGUCAGGGACCACGGCAUCCGCCUGCUCGAGGCCCAGAUUGCCACCGGUGGCAUCAUCGAUCCUGUCAACAGCCACCGCCUGCCCGUGGAAGCCGCCUACAAGCGUGGCUACUUCGAUGAGGAGAUGAAUCAGGUCCUGUCUGACCCCACUGAUGACACCAAGGGCUUCUUCGAUCCCAACACUCAGGAGAACCUCACCUACCUGCAGCUCAUGGAGCGCUGCGUGACUGACCCGGACACGGGGCUGUGCCUCCUGCCACUCACUGACCAAGCAGCCAAAGCCAGAGAGCUGGUCUACACCGACAAGGAGGCCAAGGAUGUCUUCAAGAAGGCCACAGUGACAGCACCGUUUGGCAAGUUCCAAGGGAAGACGAUGACCAUCUGGGAGCUCAUCAACUCUGAAUACUUCACUGAGGACCAAACGGACCUGAUCCAGCAGUACAGGACUGGCAAGAUCACAGUGGAGAAGAUCAUCAAGAUCGUCAUCACGGUUGUGGAGGAAAGCGAGAAGAAGAGCCAGAUGUGCUUUGAGGGCCUGCGGGGCCCCGUGCCCGCUGCUGAGCUGCUGGAGAGCAAGAUCAUCAACAAGGACCUCUACAACCAGCUGCACCAGGGCAAGAAGUCCGUAAAGGAUGUGGCAGAGAUGGAGUCCGUACGGCAGUACCUGAAGGGCACGGAUGCCAUCGCUGGUGUCCUGGUGGAGUCUACGGGCCAGAAGCUCACCUUCUACGAGGCCCUGAGGAGAAACCUGCUGAAGCCAGAGGUUGCCCUGUCCCUGCUGGAGGCACAAGCUGCCACUGGCUACAUCAUUGACCCUGUGGGUAACAAGCUCUUCUCCGUGGAUGAGGCAGUGAAGGCCGAGGUGGUGGGGCCAGAGUUCCAUGAGAAGCUGCUGUCGGCAGAGAAGGCGGUGACCGGCUACAAGGAUCCCUACACAGGUCAGACGGUUUCCCUCUACCAAGCACUCCAGAAGGGCCUCAUCCCCAGCGACACUGGGCUCCGGCUGCUGGACGUCCAGCUUGCCACUGGUGGCAUCAUCGACCCCGUCAACAGCCACCGGCUCCCGCUUGAGGUCGCCUACAAGCGCGGCUACUUCGACCCAGAGAUAAACAAGGCUCUGACUGAGUUCCAAGAUGAAGCCAAGGCUUUCUACUGUCCCAACACCCAGGAGCACCUCACCUAUGCUCAGCUGCAGAAGAGUUGCCACCGCGACAAGCAGACUGGCCUGUGCCUGCUGCCCCUGUCUGACGAGGCAAUCCAGUCACAGCAGGAGGAGGUCUACACCGACAGCCAGGCCAAGGAGUGCUUCGACAAAGCAACCAUCGAGGUCCCGGUGGGCAGCAUGAAGGGCCAGACAAUGACCAUCUGGGAACUGAUCCACUCUGAAUACUUCACAGAGGAGCACAGGCGGGAGCUGCUCCGACAGUACAAGACUGGCAAAGUGACGAUCGAGAAGAUCAUCAAGAUUGUGAUCACCAUCAUUGAGGAGGCAGAGACCAAAAAGCAGGAGAAACUGACAUUCAGUGGUCUGCGGGCUCCGGUGCCAGCCAGCGAGCUGCUGGAGUCCUGCAUCAUCAGCAAAACCCAGUACGAGCAGUUGCAGGAAGGCAAGAAAUCGGUGAAGGACCUCUCGGAGACAGAUGCGGUGAGGAGAUUCCUGCACGGCAGCGACUGCAUUGCCGGUGUCUAUGUGGAGGCCACCAAGGAGAAGCUGAACAUCUAUGAGGCCAUGAGGAGGAACCUGCUGAGACCCAGCACUGCCGUGGUCCUCCUGGAGGCCCAGGCAGCCACUGGGUUCUUGAUCGACCCCGUGAAGAACCGUAAACUGUACGUCAACGAGGCGGUGAAGGCUGGCAUUGUCGGGCCUGAGCUGCACGAGAAGCUGCUGUCGGCCGAGAAGGCUGUCACGGGCUACAAGGAUCCCUACUCGGGCGAUACCAUCUCCCUGUUCCAGGCCAUGAAGAAGGGGCUUAUUGUCAAGGAGCACGGCAUCCGUCUGCUCGAGGCCCAGAUCGCCACGGGCGGCAUCAUCGACCCCGUGCACAGCCACCGCCUGCCCGUGGAGGUGGCCUACAAGCGUGGCUACUUCGAUGAGGAGAUGAACCGGACCCUCUCCGACCCCACUGAUGACACCAAGGGCUUCUUUGACCCCAACACUCAGGAGAACCUCACCUAUGUGCAGCUGAAGGAGAGGUGCAUCGAGGAUCCCGAGACGGGCCUGUACCUGCUGCCUCUGCGGGAGCCUGAGAAGCCAAAGGUGGUGGAAACCACCCACAUGUACACGGAAGCAGAGACACGGAAGGUGUUUGAGGAGACCCAGGUGGACAUCCCUGUGGGCAGCCGGGCGGGCUCCUCCAUGUCACUGUGGGAUGUCAUGCACUCGGACCUGCUGCCCGAGGAGCAGCGUAAGCAUCUCAUGGAGGAGUUCCAGUCGGGCCGCGUGUCCAAGGAGCGCAUGAUCAUCAUUAUCAUCGAGAUCAUCGAGAAGACUGAGAUCAUCCGGCAGCAGAAUCUCACAUCCUAUGACUACGUCCGGCGCCGCAUCACAGCCGAGGACCUCUACGAGGCCAAGAUCAUCACACAGGACAUCUACAACCUGCUGAAACAGGGCUCCAAAACCUUCCGGGAGCUCCUGGAUGUGGAGACUGUCUGGAAGUACCUUUAUGGGUCAGGCUGCGUGGCUGGCAUCUACAUCCCCUCCUCCAAGCAGACGCUCAGUGUUUACCAGGCGCUGAAGAAGGGGCUGAUCAAUCCCGAAGUGGCCCGCUCCCUCCUGGAGGCUCAGGCAGCCACCGGCUUCAUGAUCGACCCCACGAAGAACGAAAUGCUGACUGUUGAUGAGGCAGUCAGGAAGGGCGUGGUGGGGCCGGAGAUCCACGACCGGCUCCUGUCUGCAGAGAGGGCUGUGACCGGCUACAGAGACCCCUACAGCGAACAGAAGAUUUCCCUCUUCCAGGCCAUGAAGAAGGAUCUCAUUCCCAGCGAAGAGGCCCUCAAGCUCCUAGACGCCCAGAUCGCCACCGGCGGCAUAAUUGACCCUCACCUGGGCUUCCACCUGCCCCUGGAGGUGGCCCUUCAGCGGGGCUUCAUCAACAAGGAGACGUACGACAUGCUGUCGGAGCCCAGCGAGGUGCGCAGCUACGUGGACCCCUCCACCGAUGAGAAGCUCAGCUACACGCAGCUGCUGAGGCGGUGCCGGAAGGACGAGAACUCCAGGCUGCUCCUGCUCCCGCUCUGCGACACACGGAAGCUCACCUUCCGGGGCCUGAGGAAGCAGAUCACUGUAGAGGAGCUGGUCCUUUCGAAGGUGAUGGACGAAGCCACAGCCCAGCGCCUCCAGGAGGGUCUCACCUCUGUCGAGGAGGUCUCUAAGAACCUGAAGAAGUUCCUGGAGGGCACCAGCUGCAUCGCUGGUGUCUUUGUGGACUCCACAAAGGAGCGCCUGUCCAUCUACCAGGCCAUGAAGAAGGGGAUCAUCCGGCCUGGCACUGCCUUCGAGCUCUUGGAGGCACAGGCAGCCACGGGCUACGUGAUUGACCCCAUCAAGGGCCUGAAGCUGACAGUGGAGGAAGCUGUGCGCAUGGGCAUUGUGGGCCCCGAGUUCAAGGACAAGCUGCUCUCUGCCGAGCGGGCCGUCACCGGCUACCGGGACCCCUACACCGGAAAGCUCAUCUCCCUCUUCCAGGCUAUGAAGAAGGGUCUGAUCCUGAAGGACCACGGGAUCCGCCUGCUGGAGGCACAGAUCGCCACGGGCGGCAUCAUCGACCCUGAGGAGAGCCACCGCCUGCCUGUGGAGGUGGCCUACAAGAGGGGCCUCUUUGACGAGGAGAUGAACGAGAUCCUGCUGGACCCUAGCGACGACACCAAGGGCUUCUUCGACCCCAACACAGAGGAGAACCUGACCUACCUGCAGCUCAUGGAGCGGUGCAUCACGGACCCAGAGACCGGCCUCUGCCUCCUGCCUCUGAAGGAGAAGAAGCGGGAGAGGAAGACCUCCUCCAAGUCCUCCGUCCGCAAGCGCCGGGUGGUGAUCGUUGACCCAGAGACCGGCAAGGAGAUGUCCGUGUAUGAAGCCUAUCGCAAGGGCCUCAUCGACCACCAGACUUACCUGGAGCUGUCAGAGCAGGAGUGCGAGUGGGAGGAGAUCACCACCUCCUCCUCCGACGGCGUGGUGAAGUCAAUGAUCAUCGACAGGCGCUCGGGGCGCCAGUAUGACAUCGAUGAUGCCAUCGGCAAGGGUCUGAUUGACCAGUCAGCCCUGGACCAGUACCGCUCGGGCACCCUCUCCAUCACCGAGUUUGCUGACAUGCUCUCUGGCAAUAUGGGUGGCUUCCGGUCACGGUCGUCCUCAGUCGGAUCCUCCUCCUCCUACACCGUCAGCCCAGCCCUGUCACGGACCCAGAUCUCCAUGUGGACUGACCCAACCGAAGAGACUGGGCCAGUGGCAGGCAUCCUGGACACGGACACUCUGGAGAAGGUGUCCAUCACGGAGGCGAUGCGCCGCAACCUGGUGGACAACAUCACAGGGCAGCGGCUGCUGGAAGCCCAGGCCUGCACCGGGGGCAUCAUCGACCCCAACACCGGUGACAAAUGCACCGUUGCCGAUGCGGUCACCAAGGGCCUGGUUGACAAGAUCAUGGUGGACCGCAUCAACCUGGCGCAGAAGGCCUUCUACGGCUUUGAGGACCCGCGGACCAAGACAAAGAUGUCGGCGGCGCAGGCCCUGAAGAAGGGCUGGCUGUACUACGAGGCCGGGCAGCGGUUCCUGGAGGUGCAGUACUUGACAGGGGGCCUGAUCGAGCCCGAUGCCCCGGGCCGUGUCUCCCUGGAUGACGCGCUGCAGAAGGGCACCAUUGACGCGCGGACUGCACAGAAGCUGCGGGAUGUCAACACCUAUUCCAAGUACCUCACCUGCCCCAAGACCAAGCUCAAGAUCUCCUACAAGGACGCCAUGGACCGGAGCAUGAUCGAGGAUGGGACCGGCCUGCGGCUGCUGGAGGCCUCCUCCCAAUCCAGCAAGGGCUACUACAGUCCCUACAACAUCAGCAGCGCCGGCUCCACCUCCGGAUCGCGCUCGGGCUCUCGCACCGGCUCCCGCUCAGGCUCCCGGCGCGGCAGUUUCGACGCCACUGGCUCCAGCUUCUCCAUGACCUUCUCUUCCUCCUCCUACUCCUCCUCGAGUUUUGGGCGCAGAUACACGGGGGGUACCCAGGGCACCGUGGAGGAGGCUGCCCUUGCCCUCGCCCUGGCCGCAUCCAGAAGCUGCGGGUGGGAGGCGAGCAGGGAGUGCCCCGGGGUGUCUGGGCCCCUGCUCCACCCCCUGCACCCCAAAGGAGGAGACUGCCUUGGCCCUGUGGUGCACCCCACUGCAGCCAUUGUGCCAGAGGAGGAUGUCACCAGCUCCUCGGCACUGGACAGCCAGACACACCACACCAGCCCUGAAGCUGCUGCCUGGACCCCUUCCACGCGCCCUCAGUGCAGCGAGGAGGGGGCUCUGCACCCCAGCCCCCCGAGCUGCCCCAUCUCCCUGCCUCGGCCUCCCGGCACGUCCCCACCACCACGCCGCAGAGCCGGUGCCCUGACCACGUCUUUUUCCAGUCCCAACAAAGACCUCCCAGUGCCGCUGGGCGAGCUCCUGAGCUGGGUCUCCGACAUCAGCAGGUCGUGGAUGGGCUCGAGGGGAGCCCCAGAGGCGGCAGCUGCUCGGCCGGGCCCACCUGCACAGGUGGGCAGCCCGCGGUGCCCGGUGCCCGAGCCGGGGCUGGGGGCUGCUCUGAACCGGUCCCCGAAGCCUGCCGGGGUUGGGGGCAGCUGUGGGACCCUCACAGGCGUGCACCGCGCUGCGGGAGACACCGGAGAUGGCACGGAGGACUCGCCGUGGGACAGGGAGGAGGUGGAGAGGUACGGGCACCGCUGGGCACUGCCAGGCGGGCCGUGCCGGGAGCUGCGGGCGUGCCCGGGUGUCUGCACCCUGACGGGGGAGCUGCUGAACCCUUCGCGGGAGCCUGGGCCAGCGCUGCGGUGGGGAGGGCGUGUGCUGGCCGUGCUGGGGCCAGCAGGGUGGGAGCGAGCUCAGCCAGCCUGCCUGCGGUCCGAGCAGAGGCUGGAGGUGCAGGAGCAGCUGCUUGCCCUGCGGCACUGGCUGGACGCCGUGGAGAAGCGGCUGCUGGCGCUGCCGGAGCCCGGCACGGCCCUGCAGGUAACGCCUGGCCCUGGGUGUGACUGGACCGUGCAGAGCCGGGCGGGACCAGCCCACGGCUGCACCGAGGCUGGGGAGGUCUUGGUCCUCGCAAGGGAGGAAGGGGAGGAGGCCCAGCUGACACAGGAGAAGAUGGAGUCACUGAGGAUGCGGUACCUCAUCGUGGGCCAGAGCAGCGCUGACACCGCUCACCGGCUGGGGCAGACCCUCGAGGCCUCGUCUCGCCUGGGCACGGCCCCUGAGGACCUGGCACUGUGGCUGAGCCGCAUGGAGAAGGAGCUGGGCGAGCAGGAGAGCCAGCAGGAUGGCCAGGAGCCCUCAGUCACUGCCAGUGACAGGGAGAAGUUUGAGCAGGUCCUGGAGUCCCAGCUCAGCCGUGUGGCGGGGCUGGGCGAGCGGCUGGAGGAGAUCGGCCGCGUGCAGCUGGAUGCUGAGGCUCUCCGCUCGCAGCUCUCCGAGCAGAAGCUGCUCUCCGCCGAGAUCCUGCACUGCCGGGGCCUGGUUGAGCGUCUGCUGGGGUUCUCGGAGCCGCUGCUGCGCUGCUGCCCCGAGCCCCUGCGGCAGCGCCUUCAGCCGUCGGUGCAGGCGCUGCGGGAGCGCACGGAGCAGCUGUCCCUGCGCAGCGGCGCCUGUGCCGUGCAGCUGGAGCACGCCCAGUCCCUGCUCACCCAGUUCUCCGAGGCCCUCGAGGAGCUGCUGCCCUGGCUGGAGGAGACGCAGGCCCUGGGGGUGCAGCUCUCGCCUAACGCCAUCAGCUACGAGGCCUUCAAGGAGCAGCAGGCGCUGCUGCAGAGCCUGCGAGAGGCCAUCGCCGAGCACCGGCCGCUGGUGGGGAAGCUGCAGCGCGUGUCAGCGCAGCUGCUGGAGCUGAGCCCGGAGCAGGGAGCUCCGUUCCAGCGGCGCUGGCAGGAGCUGGAGGAGCAGUACGGCCACAUCCGCGAGCGCGUGCGCCAGGCGGCGGCUCUGCUGGAGGACGCCCUGCCGCGAUACAGCCAGCUGUCGGAGCGCAUGGACCUGAUGCUGGAGUGCCUGGAGCGGCUGCAGAGCCGGCUGCAGAGCCAGCCCCCUGUCCGCGGCGACGCUGCCCACCUGAGGGAGCAGAUCCGGGAGAACAGCCUGGCACUGGGCGAGCUGGAGAAGCUCGGGGUGGCUCUGGAGGGCAUCCGUGCCCAGGGCGAGGAGCUGCUGGCCACCGUGCAGGCGGUCAGCUCCGACGCCGCGGACAGAGGCAUCCAGGAGCGCACGGCACAGCUGCUGUCGCAGUGGGGUUGCCUGCGCGGCCGCUGCCAGGAGCAGGAGCGGUGGCUUCGGGAGCUGCUGGCACUGGCUGAGCGCUUCUGGCACGGCCUGUCUGAGCUGGCCGUGGCGCUCAGUGACACCCAGCAGCUGGUGCUGGGGCUGGAGGAGGCUGGCGGCGAGCCCGAGGCCAUCCGCACGCGACUUCGCACCAUGCAGGCACUGCGGGAGGAGAUCGACGCGCUGCAGGGCGAGCUGGACACGCUGGGCAGCCUGGGCGUGGAGCUGAUGGCGUCCUGCGGGGACCCCGACAAGCCCGAUGUCACCAAGAGCCUGGACGAUCUCUACUCCUCCUGGCACAGCCUGAGCCGCGUGUGGACGGAGCGGAACGGGCGCCUCGAGGAGCAGCUCCAGGCCGCCCUCAGCUACCAGGACACCAUGCAGCGGCUGCUGGAGUGGCUGGACGCAGCCGAGCUGCGCAUCGCCGAGGAGUUCCUGGUGGGCGGCGACCUGGACAUGGUGCAGCAGCAGCUGGCGGAGCUCAAGGAGUUCAAGCGGGAGCUGUACCAGUGCAAGGUGGACGUGGAGAGCCUGCGGCACCACGGGGGCACAGGGCACGGGGAGCCCCCGGGCACCCUCAGCGACUUCCGCCAGCGCUGGGACCACCUGGAGGAGGAGAUCGUCAGCCGACAGCACCAGCUGGAGGCGGCGCUGCUGGGGCUGGGGCAGUUCCAGCACCAGCUGGCAGAGCUGCUGCAGUGGCUGAGCCGCACCGGGGAGCAGCUGCGCGGCCCCGCGCCCCUGCGCCCCGACCUGCAGAGCUGCGAGAUCGAGCUGGCCAAGCACAAGGUGCUGCGCACCGACGUGAUGUCCCACGCCCGCACGGUGCAGUCGGUGACCGAGGCAGGGCAGGGGCUGCUGCUCUCCAGCCUGGGCGAGAGCGUGGAGGGGCUGCAGCGCAGCCUGCAGCAGCUGGAGCAGCACUGGGAGCUGGUGCGCAGCCAGACCGAGAGCCGGCAGCUGGAGCUGGAGAACAACCUCAGCCAGGUGCAGGACAUCACGCUGGAGAUCACGGAGCUGCUGCAGUGGCUGGAGCAGGUGGAGCUGCAGCUCUUCUGCUCCAAGCCCGCCUGGGGCCAUCCAGAUGCCACCAAAGAGAAGCUCAACGCACACCUGGAGCUGUGCCGGGAGCUGGAGGCGCGGGCCGGCGCCUACCGGGGGCUGCGGGAGCGGCUGCAGCGGCUGCUGGACUCGUGCCGCGCCGGCCGGCCCUGCAGCACCGAGCACAGCCUGCGCCUCCUGGAGCAGAAGUGGGAGAGCGUCCAGGCCGAGGCCCAGGAGAGGAAGGAGCGCCUGGCCGAGGGGCUGACGGUCAGCACCGAGUUCCACGGCUCGGCGCAGGAGCUGCUGCGCUGGGUGGCCCACGCCGAGGAGCUGCUGGGGUCCCCCGCGCCGCCCAGCUUCGUCCUGGACACCGUCACCGCGCAGAUCCAGGAGCACAAGGCAAGAGCGGCGCCCUCGGGGCCGGCCCUGGUGAAGGAGGCAAACGCCCACGGGGAGAAGCUGGGCGGCCUGGAGGCCGUGGCCGCGCGCCUGAAGGAUUUCAGUCGGAAGCAGGACGGGGCCGUCAUCCAGAACCUGGUGCUGGCGGCCCGGGAGCGGCUGGGCAAGGUCCUGCAGCGGGCAGCAGAGAGGGGGGCGGUGCUGGAGGAGGCUCGAAAACGCAGCAAGCAGUGCCCGGGGCGGGUGGCUGGGUGGCACAGGGAGGAAAUUGUGUCCCGGUGUAGAGCCGGCUGUGGGGUCUCCCCUCGAUCCCACUGUGGGGUUGGAGCGGGGCUGGCAGCAGCUCUCCCUUGGCACAGCGUGCAGCCAGUGCCUGUGCCAGGGGCUUCUCCACCCAGCAGGGCUCAGGGGGCUCAGGGGGCUCAGGGGUGGGUGCUGAGCAGGUGCCCACUGUGCUGGCAGGCGGAGGAGUUCCACAGCCUGGUGCACUCCUUCCUGGGGCGCCUGACCGAGUCGGAGAAGACCCUCAAGUACGGAGUGUUCCCCGAGGAGGAGGCGGCUGUGCAGGAGUGCCAGGCCCAGCUGCAGGAGCUGAUGCAGUCCUUGCAGUGCCAGCAGCUGGAGCUGGAGUGCAUCACCUCGCUGGGGGAGGAGAUCCUCACCACCUGCCACCCCGACUCCGUCAUCACCAUCAAAUCCUGGGUCACGGUCACCAAGAGCCGCUUCCAGGAGGUGCUGAGCUGGGCACAGCAGCAGGGCGAGCGGCUGCGGGCGCAGGCGGCGGCGCUGGCGGCCGAGCGGGAGGACACGGAGCAGCUGCUGGACUGGAUCACGGCGGCCGAGGAGGCGCUGGGGCUGCGGGACCAGGAGCCGCUGCCCGAGGAGGCCGAGCAGCUGGAGGAGCUCAGCGCCCAGCACGCGGUGUUCAUGGAGGAGCUGAACCGCAAGCAGCCUGACGUGGAGAAGGUCACCAAGAGCUGCAAGAGGAAGCUGGCGGUGGAUCUGGGCCCCCCGGCCACCCGCCGACUGGCCACACGUCGCCGCAGCGGCGGGAAGGCGCAGGGCACGGCGGCAGUGCCGCUCGGGGCGCUGGAGCCCCAGACACCCCUGAUGGCCCAGCUCCUGCACCGCUGGCAGCAGCUCUGGCUGCUGGCCCUGGACCGGCAGUACCGGCUGGAGACGGCCCUGCAGCGCCUGCGGGAGCUGGAGGAGUUCGCGCACUUCGACUUCGGGGUCUGGAGGAAGCGCUACAUGCAGUGGAUCAGCCAGAUGAAGUCCCGCGUGCUGGAUGUGUUCCGCGGCAUCGACCGGGACCAGGACGGGCGCAUCAGCCAGCGGGAAUUCAUCGAGAGCGUCCUCGCCUCCAAGUUCCCCACCAACGUCCUGGAGAUGAACGCCGUGGCCACCAUCUUCGACAUGAACGGCGACGGCUUCAUCGACUACUACGAGUUCGUCAGCGCCCUGCACCCCAACCGGGACCCGCUGCGCCGCUCCGCUGACGCCGAUCAGAUCCAGGACGAGGUGAACCGGCAGGUAGCCCAGUGCAACUGCGCCAAGCGCUUCCAGGUGGAGCAGAUCAGCGCCAACAGGUACCGGUUCGGGGAGUCCCAGCAGCUGCGGAUGGUGCGGAUCCUGCGCAGCACCCUCAUGGUGCGGGUGGGCGGCGGCUGGAUCGCCCUGGACGAGUUCCUGGUGAAGAACGACCCCUGCAGAGUGAAGGGAAGGACCAACCUGAAGAUCAACGAGAAGUACCUGUCCUCCGACGUCUUCGGAGCCGCGGCCAGGUGUGCCGGGAACCAGUCGGCCUCCUCCUCCAAAGUGCUGUCCCCGAGCCGCUCCAACUCCAGCCUCAGCCUCUACAGCAGCGCCUCGGCCCCCAGCAGCCCCCUGGCCAGGAAGUCGGUGCUGCGGAGGACGCGCUCCGGGGACCGCUGUCCGCGCUCCCGGGGCUCGGGAUUGCCCGACGGAGCCGAGCUGCAGUUCACCGCGGCCGAGGAGAGCCUGGCUGUGGCCCCCCCAGAGCCGCCCGAAGGGUCCCCUCCGGAGCGCUGCAGCCCCUGCCGCUGACCCCCGCGCCCGCCCUGCG